UGAGUCCUGCAGAAUUCAUGAACAACCAUACAGAGCAACCCAGGAGCUUCUGCAUUCUCAGUGUUCCUACUCCCUGGAGCUGCAUCCUCUGUCUGCCUUCACAUCCUGCCUCACAGCCCAGAAUUAGUCUUUCAUCAUACUAUAAAGGCGGAUUUGAACAGAAAAUGAGUAGGCGAGAAGCUAGUCUUAUUUUAGGUGUAAGUCCAUCGGCUGGCAAGGCCAAAAUCAGAACAGCCCAUAGAAAAAUAAUGAUUUUGAAUCAUCCUGAUAAAGGUGGAUCACCUUACUUGGCAACAAAAAUAAAUGAAGCAAAAGACUUGUUGGAAUCCACUGCCAAAAAUUGAAAUCCAAAACCUUGGGUCUAAG
Molecule: messenger RNA, 366 nt
Organism: Egretta garzetta (little egret)
Lineage: Eukaryota; Metazoa; Chordata; Aves; Pelecaniformes; Ardeidae
Gene: DNAJC15
Product: DnaJ heat shock protein family (Hsp40) member C15
Exons: 4
Coding region: 18-344 (108 amino acids)
Biological process (GO): protein import into mitochondrial matrix
Cellular component (GO): PAM complex, Tim23 associated import motor
Molecular function (GO): ATPase activator activity
Source: RefSeq, a predicted model, not a curated record